Molecule: messenger RNA, 7851 nt
Organism: Silurus meridionalis
Lineage: Eukaryota; Metazoa; Chordata; Actinopteri; Siluriformes; Siluridae
Gene: fut8b
Product: fucosyltransferase 8b (alpha (1,6) fucosyltransferase)
Biological process (GO): protein N-linked glycosylation
Cellular component (GO): Golgi cisterna membrane
Molecular function (GO): glycoprotein 6-alpha-L-fucosyltransferase activity; protein binding
Source: RefSeq, a predicted model, not a curated record
UCCUCCUCCUCCGAGCUGCUGCUGGUGCUGAUGCUGUUUGGUCACAUUUGCGCGGCGGCGGAUGCAUGAGCUGCUCUCGCCGUUCUACUUCAAGGGUCCGCGUUGCCGGAGAGCCUCAUUAGGUGCACGCGCUGACGGAAUUCUUACUCUGAGGUGCAACAUCCCUCCACCCAGGAGACAGCGACUGGAACCAAACUGCACAAGAAACCUGAGAAGAAAAAGCUGGAGUUUCAUCAGAACUAAAGAGAUUGGAAGAGUACUUUUUAAAAGCAGAUACUCUUCAUCUACACACAUGGUGCUCUGAUCUACUUUCCAUUUCAUGAGGAACACCAAAACAGCAAUAAUCUUCCCUACAGGACGGCAAAAUUUCAGCACGCCACAGAAUCAUCGACCCGUCCCUGACUCAGAUGUACUAGUGUCCUAUGCCAUGCUAAUUAAAGUGGACACAGAAGAACAACCCAAAAACUAAUACAAGCAGCAAAAAUCGUAUAGAUGGAUAGACAAGCAAGAAACUGAAAGACAACAAAAGACAUUGUGAGAUCCUUUCCAAAAAUUUUUUUUUUGCAUUGUUUAUUGAUGUGGAAAUCGAUGUAUAGCAAACCCCAACACAUUAUACAAACAGUGGCACAUCCAACUUCCUCAUAUUGAUUAUAAUGAAUAAACAAGGCCAUGUGGGUCCUUAAUAAUAAUAAUAAUAAUAAUAAUAAUAAUAAUAAUAAUAAUAAUAAUAGAUUCAUAUUGAAGCAUGAUUUGUCACAAAUUUUUUUACCUGGUAUUCCCUUUGUUAUUUAAAAAAAAAAAUUGUAUCAUUAUUAAAAAAAAAUAAUUAUAAAUAUCAGCCCACUUGGCAGCUAUGAAAUCUUGAGGUUGUCCCCAUGGUGAUCAAAAUGAAUGAACAAAAGAAGAAACAAAAUUAGCAGCAUGACUCAUCUGUAGACUUUAUUUUCUCCAUGAUGCCCUUAUUAACAUGGAUGAGGACAACAGAAACAAAUACUCCUUGAGCACAAAUCAAACAAAAACCCCAAGUAAGGAGGAAAAAAAUGGCUGCCUCAUAGCAGUUACUCAUUCCUGACCUUCUUAUUUAUUUCCCCCAUUAUGUCCACACGCUAAUUUAAAGUAGACCGAUUUGGACGUUGUCUUCUUUGUUGUCGUCCUCACUGUGAUUAAAGUGCACAGGAUCAGACAAGCAGGGCAACAUAAAAGGAAAAGAAAUUGCCCACAUAACCAACCCGUCAAAUCACAGUGCACGUCCUCUGCCUCCAGAAUGUCCCCGUGCUGAUCAGAGUGGAUUAUGUCUUAGUGUUGUGACUUUAUUGGACGUUGAAAAGGGACAACAUGCGUUUGUGGACAACGUCCUGGCGCUGGGUGGCACUGGUGCUGCUGGCCUGGGCAAUGCUGCUCUUCUUUAUGGGAGGCCACUUGGUGCGCGAGAGCCAACACACACACGAAACGACACACACACGCAGAGAGCUGGCCAACAUCCUCACCAAACUUGAACGACUUAAACAGCAGAACCACGAGCUGCGGCGUAUGGCACAGGCUCUAAGGAUUCCUGAAGGACAGUCCAUUAAGCCCGUCUCUGCAGGUCGGCUGCGGUUUUUAGAGGAGCAGCUAAACAAAGCCAAACAGGAGAUCCACAACUAUCAGAGAGUGUUUGGAGAUGUAGGCCCGGGCCGUGUGCAAGAGGAGUACAGGAGGACGGUGGAGAGAGGUGUGCGGGAGUUUUGGUAUUUUCUGCGCAGCGAGGUGAAGAAGCUGAGCCACGUAGAUCCAGCUGCACUGCAGAAGCACACAGAUAAACUGCUGCAUGAUCUUGGCCACCAACAGAGGUCCAUCCUGACAGAUCUGCACUUCUUGGGUCAAGCUGAUGGAGCAGGUGAUUGGAGGGAAAAGGAAGCAAAGGAUCUUACCAAUCUGGUGCAGAACAGGAUCUCCUUCCUGCAGAAUCCUUCGGACUGCAGUAAGGCACGCAAGUUGGUGUGUAACAUUAAUAAGGGCUGUGGUUAUGGCUGCCAGCUGCACCAUGUGGUUUACUGCUUCAUGAUUGCAUACGGCACCGAGCGCACACUCGUGCUCGAGUCCCACAGCUGGCGCUAUGCCCCUAAUGGGUGGGAGACAGUGUUCAGGCCUCUGAGCAAUACCUGCACCGAGCGCACAGGAGCAUCCACCGGGCACUGGACAGGGGAGGAUCAUGAUCGGGAUGUGCAGGUGGUGGAAUUGCCUAUCGUGGACAGUCUUCACCCCAGACCCCCCUACUUGCCUCUAGCUAUCCCUGAGGAUCUAGCUCCAAGGCUUCAGAGGCUGCAUGGAGACCCCUCUGUCUGGUGGGUGUCUCAGUUCGUCAAGUACCUGGUACGGCCUCAGCCGUGGCUGGAGAAAGAGAUGCAGGAGGCGGGCAUCAAACUGGGUUUCAAACACCCCAUCAUUGGGGUGCAUGUGAGGCGCACUGAUAAAGUUGGCACAGAGGCUGCGUUUCACCCCAUAGAGGAGUACAUGCUGCAUGUAGAGGAACAAUUCCAGCUCAUGGCCCAGCGCAUGCAGCUCGACAAAAAGAGAGUGUAUUUGGCAACUGACGACCCCUCACUGUUGCAGGAGGCCAAGAGCAAAUACCCCGAUUAUGAGUUCAUCAGCGAUAACUCUAUCUCGUGGUCAGCUGGACUGCAUAACCGAUACACAGAGAACUCUCUCAAGGGAGUCAUCCUGGACAUCCACUUCUUGUCCCAGACUGACUUUCUAGUCUGUACAUUCUCUUCACAGGUGUGUCGUGUAGCCUAUGAGAUCAUGCAGACUCUGCAUCCAGAUGCUUCAUCCUACUACUCUCUGGAUGAUAUCUACUAUUUCGGCGGGCAAAAUGCUCACAACCAGAUCGCCAUCUACGCACAUCGGCCGCACACUGCUGAGGAUGUCGCACUGGAGCCUGGAGAUGUAAUUGGCGUUGCUGGAAACCACUGGGACGGCUACUCCAAAGGACUGAAUCGCAGACUGGGGCGCACCGGCCUCUAUCCAUCAUACAAAGUGAAGGAGAAAAUCGAGACAGUGAAAUACCCCACCUACCCCCAGGCAGACAAACAGCUCAACUCAGAAAACAGAGGAAAGUAGACUAAAAGAGACAGUAAGACACUUAAAAAUCCGAGUGAGGCAUGAAGAGACUGGAACAGACUGAGACAGACAGAGGCAGAAAGAGAUAGGGUGAGAAUGGCAAAAUAAUUUUUCCUGUAUAAAGCUUAUUGAUAAAGGAGAGAUAAUAAGACAGUCCACAAAGAGAUACAUGCUGUCAGUGUGUGUAUGUGUGUGAGCUAAAAGUGAUGAUAUCAUGAGAUGUUCGAGAUGGGGAAAAAUUGAUGGAAUGAAAUAAUGGUAUGGAAAGAAAAUAUAUUAAGAGGUAUAGAGAAGGAAAGAGACAAGAGACAGCGAUAUCGGAAAUGACAGAAUUGUGCACAAAAGACGUGGAAACAGAUAGAGAUAUGUCCAGGUGGAACAACAUAAAAAAGUCAGAAAACUGAAAGAAAAAAGAGAAAGAAGAAUGGAAAGAGACAAUGAUACACAUGGAGACAGAAUGAGAUUGACAUAGUAGUGAGACAUCAGAGAAAAAUACAAAAAUACAGAAAUAGGUUAAAAGAAGCAAGAGGAAGAGACUAAUUAAGACUGAAAGAAAGACAAGAAGAUAAAAAAAUUCAGAAAGAAAGAUUUGAAAGACAUGGGCUGAUGUGGAAAGAGACAAAAAAAGCACAGACAGCAGGAAUUAUCAACUGGGGGGACUCUGUAUCAGGAAGCAAACUAAAACAUUCUGAAAAAUGGACGCACGCUGAGGACACUACUGUGUGUAUUUUUUUCCUGGUGAGAAAAGAUGGAGAAGAAAUCACUUCGAUGUAAAAUACCCCAACGAACCUGAGGCAAACAAGCUACAGAUUACAGAAACAACAUGUACAGAGGCUGCAGAGACAGGAGGGAUAAUGAGACAUAAUCCACAAAGACAGACGAAGGACGAGUGCUUGUGCUUUGACUUAGCACAGCCUACUGAAUGACUCUGAUAUGGGUGGAGGCGGAGUGUCUCUGUGUUUGACUGCAGGCGAUUUGGACUCAGCAACAGCUGAGCAUGAUUUACAAACCCAUAAUUCUGCCUCGCUUUCUAGUUUUAUUGUUAUUUAACUGUCCCAGGGUGGUUUCAAGUAAUUUUUAAUCUUGCCUUUUAAUCUCUCCUGCCUGUUGGAUCACUGGUCACUAAGAAACUAGGGGAACUCAGUAAAACUAGGGAGACAUAAUAAAAGAUCAAUAUUAGGGUGCUUCUUAUUUCUUUAAUUGCGCUUCCUUGUUUUGUUCCCUUGCUUCUUAGUUCUUCUCACUAAAAAUGGGAGAAUAAGGUUGCAUGGAAAGAAAACAACACCAGAGGAAUGGAUGCCAAACGUUGUGCCAUGUCCGGUCAAAUAUACAUCACUUUAACCCAGUUAUUGAUGACUUGUUGUCCAGCAUGUUUUAAACUAUACAAUAUCUACUCUAUUGUCAUGACUGACUUGGCAUGUAAAUUCAAGCCCAUUUAUUGACUUUGUUCUUGUCUUAUUAUUUGUUUGAGCCUACACUGAAAAAAAAGAGUUCAUUGAAUUUACUCAAAAUCAAAGUUUCAACAUGAACACAGUUCGUCUUCAUACUGUACAUCCAACAUAAAAUGAGCAUGCAUUUUUAAAACCUUGGAAUCAAACCAACUUCAUGCAUUCACCCAAGCUCAGGAUCCAACCCAUGAGUUAAUUUAACACUAUAUCCAUUUCCGCUGUCAGUGCCACAUCUUUGUGAGACUUUUAAUCGUAAUUGGAUCACAUUAAUUAUACUGUGUACAUUGAUACAUUUUUUUUUACAUACUUUAAUUUACAUAUUUCCAACUAGUAGAUUAGAUAAUGUAUGUGUUUACAUUUCAUUUAGUAAAAGGUAAUCAUGUUUUAAUGACCAAUUAAGUAUUUUUAUGAAAACUAUAUGUAAUAUUUUCUGUGACCACAGAUUCCCUUUUUUUCAGUGAAGGUGGUUGUGUGAAAAUGCUAAAUGUACACAGUAAUCACAUGGCUCCCACAUAAGCAUUUUUUUUUUACACUGAAGCCUCUGUGUCCAUUUAAUGAAUUGAUAGUCAUUCAAAGUAUUUAGCUUUUUGAAAUGGAGCAGGUCCACAACAAUGUACUCUACCCUGACUGACUUAUAUAGUUCUUCAAGAGAACUUCAGUGUUCAUGCCCAGAACAGUGGAUCCACUUGGAGAGGAGUGAUGGAGUGGGUCACAGAUUUUCAAAACCUUAACACAGGUUUGGUUGUAGCUAUAUUUGCUACCAUAGCCUCUUCUGAUUUUUGUUUUCUUUGCUUUAUCAGGCCAUAUACUUUAAUCACUCAGGUAAAGAGAAGCAUAAAGCUGUCAGCAUGGUGGUGGAUUGGAUUCAUAAAAAAAGGUGCGAGACAGAUUAAUAGAAAUACUUUUUUCAUUGCUUCAAUGUGAAAGAAAUUUCCAUGUCUAAAAGGAGGACAUUACGUUUAAAAUGGAUUAUAUUCUAGUUUUCAAUUUAUCGAGGCAACUCCAAGAAGCUGUAGAGAGCCAGUGGAGAUACUGCAAAGGCAGAUGCAGCACAAGAAGUUUGGCAAUGGGAUUUAGAGAGGCCACUGAUGGCCAAAAAUUGAUCUGAAAAACUGACCAUGGAAUACCUCUGCCAGUGUUAAGUGUUGACCUCCAUAUUGUUAAACAAUAAAUGGAGCACUAUAAGAAAUGUUUAUGGAGUCCUUUACUUUAGCUGAGCUACUAUACUGGUUACAAACAGUUAUAUUGUCAAGGCUGGAAAGGUGAAUGUUGUUUAGCUAGAAAUAUAGAAAGCAUUGGGCUAGGAUGGGGUGGGGAGGUUAACAUUCCUAAUUCAUGUUGCAUCAAGAUGUAGGCUCUUGGAAUGGCUAACUAAGAUGAUACAUCCAGAGGAUAUAUUCUGUUUACGGAAUUACAACUCCUCAUCCUUCCAGCAGAACUCAGUGCCCGGGUUCUGGAGAGGAUUCAAUCGGAUAUUUUAACCCACCAGUUAUUGGGAACAAUAGAGUUACCCCAAGCUAUAAACAUAUUCUUGUCAACUGUAUGAAGGGCCAUAGUAGUCUACCUUAAUGUUGUGGAUUUGGACAUCAUGUAUUAUUUUGUGCCUCAGCUUUUGGGUUGGAAGAAACUGAGGACGUAUGGAGUGAAUCAUUAUUCGAUGGAAUUUAGACUAUAUAUGUACACAGUGAGCACAGUGUCCAUGUUCUGAACAUCAAAUUGAAACUGUUUGAUAUGGGAAGUCAGGUCUUUUAUACAUGGUUUGCAUAGACAGUUAAUCAAGAUGAAGGAGGUGUCCAUUAUGCGAUGCUAUAGCUGUAUGCCUUAGACUGUCUCCUGAAAGAGAGUUUGGGUGCUCUUUUCAAUUGAGGGAAAAGAUCUUGUGCCUGGUGUAGAUCCUGGAAUUUUAUUAAUUACUUAUGGAAAAUAGUGUAUAUAAGAUUGGCAAUGAAUUGAUUAAGAGUUACAAUAAGAUAAGAAUAGCAGUGUUAUAGUUACUGUACUGGUUUGUGGUGGAAAAACAGUAACAAAUUUUGUAGAAAAGCUCACUGUUUACCAUUCAAUAUAUGUCCUUAUUCUCAAGCUGUUGGGAGACACACAGUAAGUAACUUGUGAUAAAGAGUUUCUUGACAAUUUGGGUGAAUCUCCAAGCACCGCCAUGGCUCCUUCAAAUUGAGAGGCCAGUAGUGGUGGCCUCUCAAUUUGCACCUUACAAUGAGGUCCCCUGAUAAGCCCACAGUAAAGCUUUUAUGAAGAAAGUCCCACUGGAUGGUGAUUCCAGGGCUAACUUCAAGGGACCUGCUGGAGUGAUUAUAUUUGUCAGUUGGCUGGGAACACUUAGUGAGCGCUCUGAAGGAGGUAUAGUCAGAGUUGGAGUAUAGAAUAGACUUGGUAUAAAUAAAUCUGGGAUGACCUUCUCAGUCUGUUGUCUGUGUCUGAGGCCAAAUAAUCUAGGUUUAAAAAGGCAAUGAGGCGUCAAUUACAGUAUUUGGAAGCACCCUAAAAAGUAGAGGAAUGAGAAGUAGCUAAAGUAUUUAAAUGAAAAGAAAGGAAUGUGCAGUCUAGUAACAUUAAUUAAGAGAAAUUAAAGACUAAGAAACAAGUUUACUAAAAAAGACUUACCAAGGAGUAACUAGUGAAAUAAAGGGGACUCAAUGAUAAUCAGGGAAUUAGGAAAAAGGAAAUUGAAGGUCUAAAAAAAUAGGAAAAUCAAGGAAACUUGAUUGAUAAAUCUGUUUUCUAACAUUCUCUGGUUCUUUGAGAGAAACCUUUUCCUCACUCAGUCAUCACUUGGCUUUUUAUUUAAUACUUUUAUCCCUUUGUUAUUUUAUGUGAAAAUACAUUUUCUAAUGGCAAAAUAGUAGAUGAUGUGUAAUAUUAAACAGCCAUCAAAGUGUGGAUAAAAACAUGUUAGAAAUUUGAUAAAACUUCUCAAACACCAGCAGAAAUUGCUGAAAACCGUAAAAUCAGAGUUGACUAAUAUUUACUUCAAGUAUGCUCGAGUUAUGUUCCUCAAUCCCUCUCAGUCUUCUUUACCAUUUGAACAUGAUGGAAUAAAUGAGCAGAAUCAAGUGUUUCUUUUUCUGUUGUUGUUUUUUUUUUCUUUUAUCAAAAUGACAGACUGGUUGAAACCAUUCAAGAAGGUAUUUAAAAUAAAAAGAGAAAUGUGUUGUUUGUGUGUGUUAUAAUUCGAACUUAAAAAAAAGUGACUACAUAUACCAGGACUAGGACUUAGGAGCAAUUAGGAAAGUAAGAAUCUAGGAAAGAGAAGUAGUAAAUUAGUAAUAGAUAAAGAAUACUCAAAAAA